Ramularia collo-cygni is the source of this 558-nucleotide messenger RNA. RefSeq lists its product as uncharacterized. The record is from RefSeq and is a predicted model, not a curated record. Bases 1 to 558 code for a protein of 185 amino acids. Lineage: Eukaryota; Fungi; Ascomycota; Dothideomycetes; Mycosphaerellales; Mycosphaerellaceae. The transcript has 2 exons.
AUGAAGACUUCAGGCCUCUUUACCUAUCUCGCAAUUGGUACCGCAACAGUCACCUUUGCUGCUCCCGCUCCUACGCCGGGAGAUAUUCACCCUCGAACUCUCCUCCCAGGCCUCAACCUCGCACAGACAGAGUGUGCCAAUGGCAUCAUUUCUCAAGCCAAGAAAGAUGGAGUCGGGGCUCAUGGAUGCCAAGUAGCCAUCACGGCUAGCAUAGUCGAGUCCAACCUCCUCAAAUCAGCCAACAAAGCAGUCCCCGAAUCCCUCACAUAUCCCCACGAUCAAGUAAUGUCGCCGGCUACGGCACCUUCCUACAGUAGUGGUGGUGGUGGUGGGACGGGACCUUUUAAACAACAAGCUCCCGUCUACAAGGACGUGAAAUGUAACAUGGAACCUUCAUGUUCUGCGGGACAAUUUUUUGAUGCGUUGAAGAAAAUUGAGGGGUGGAAGGUUGCUGCUGUGGAUAUUUUGGCGAUGAAAGUUCAGAAAGUUAGUGAGAAGGUGGAGUUUGAGAAGAAGGUGGGGGUUUCUGUGGGGAUUUGUAAGGCUGGGGGGUUGUAG